AUGGAGAUGGACGCUGCGUACGCAAGCCUGUUCGGAACGGAGGGAAGGGCCGCCGUACUCGGAUGCGAUGAACUCGGGCUUGUGCCGCGGGAUUUGCUUCACCGUCCCAAGAAGUCGUUUAAGCAGGUGGGCGACGAUAAAUGUACGGUGCUUGUUCGGUACACGCUGACGGAGCGUGCGCGGCAGAACAACAUACGCAAGGUGUUGGCGAUUAAAAAUUGUCUCAUUGCCGAGGGUAACGUGCAGCAGAAGUGGAGGGAACGUUGCAAGCUCUUUCCUGAUGCUCCUGGGGUGCCAAAGAUACCAAAAGCUGUGAUAAAGAAGGCUCUGGCAGAACUGGACACUGAAACGGAAGGUGAUGACAACAUCGAUGAGUUGGGCCUUGUCAAACCACUUUCACAGUACGGCAGUGCGCAGGAGGCUGCUACGCCGCAACUAUCAACCCCCAUUGCUAACGGCAGCGAUGGAAAGACAAAUACCUCUUCGCUGGUGUUGGAAACUGUCCAGUUGACACCCAGGAGGGCGCCAGGAACGGACACUCCUGCGCAGUCUAACUCAUUCGCCUCCGCCCCAAAGAGAGGCGGUAGCGCACACAGGUUGUGCUCGCCUAUUUUUAGGAAGUUUCGGGCCAAACACUCGACUAAGAUGGGCAGCAGGGAUAACGUAUCCCCCUGUGGUAAGAGUAGCAGAAGCGUUAGUCGUAAGAGUAGCAGAGGUCCUCUGCUGCGGCAUCCAAGACCCCCACCGGAUCCACCUUUUUUGCCGCCUGUACCAUACUCGCAUCGUGACACCGCGACACUGCAAGUAGAGUUGGAGGAACUGGACGAGUAUCGUCGUUUUCUGCUGCGGUACGCGCACGACAGCUUUUCCAUGGCGAAGGAGUACAAUGAGUUUACCACUUCCUUGCGGAAAGCCAGUGAAACGAAAAAGGUCACGCAAGGCGCAGCAGUUGGCUCUGCAGAGUUCUCAUCAGGUAAGGGUACAAAUGGUGCAAAUGCAGUCGGGCGUGGAGAGGCUGAGGGGCUUGCUAAGUCGACACCUGCAACAGGCGCCGCGACAGCCCACAAUCGGCAACUUGCUGCGUAUGUGCGCCUGGCGAAGUUAGAGGUCCAACGAAACAAGUCAAACUACAAGAAAUGGAACGGGUUUAUGGAGGAAAUGGAAGGUGUGCAGCCGGUAGGCACAAUUGCGGCAGAGUUGCGUGCUCGGUCAAACGUGGGUGUGUUUCCAGCAUUUGAAAAUUACGUGCAAUUGGUGAAGGAGAGGGCACAACGGCGAGAGAAGGCGCUGUCGCAGUAUACGAAGCAACAACAGAAACUCAAGGGCUCCAUUGAGUCCAAGGAUCGUCACACUACGGAGAAUAUAGUACAGAUAAAGAAGGCACGCAAAAACAUAUUUAUGGAGGCACAGCAGGUUCAAGGCGAGAUCAAGAGGCGAAACAGAGAGCACGAAACUCGACGGCGCAGAAUGAGGGAGCACCGGGUGCAGGUGGGGUUGUCAAAGAAGGAAAUGCUGGCCACCGAUAGUCACAUGAAACGGCUUCUUCGUGCAAAAGAGAAACGCUUUGAGCACGACGCAGAGGAAAUUUUUAGGCGGACGCUGAAGGGUAAAAUUCAUGAAAUGGACCAGGCGAAGAGGUGGGACAUGAAGUUGGUCCGUAUUCAAUAA
Trypanosoma rangeli is the source of this 1668-nucleotide messenger RNA. RefSeq lists its product as uncharacterized. Bases 1 to 1668 code for a protein of 555 amino acids. The transcript has a single exon. Lineage: Eukaryota; Euglenozoa; Kinetoplastea; Trypanosomatida; Trypanosomatidae. The record is from RefSeq and is a predicted model, not a curated record.